Annulohypoxylon maeteangense is the source of this 3594-nucleotide messenger RNA. Its product is annotated as AMP deaminase. Bases 217 to 3339 code for a protein of 1040 amino acids. The transcript has 4 exons. Lineage: Eukaryota; Fungi; Ascomycota; Sordariomycetes; Xylariales; Hypoxylaceae. Gene Ontology annotation, biological process: AMP metabolic process; IMP salvage. Gene Ontology annotation, molecular function: AMP deaminase activity. Gene Ontology annotation, cellular component: cytosol. The record is from RefSeq and is a predicted model, not a curated record.
CUAUUUGUCACAAACAGUGCCUGACGAUUCCUACGUUCACCGCUGGCUAUUGUAACUGAAGUAUCAGAGGAGAUUACGCUAUUCACGGAUAUAAAUUUACUACCCAUUGCCUUGCUUGGGUAGUUACCUACCCACCUACCUGGUGAUACUGUUUAUAAAUUAUACACAUCAAGUAACGACAACGAAUCUACCAUUCAUCUUGGCCGUACCAGUAAUAUGUCUUCUUUCCAUCCAACCUCUCCUAAGAUCCCGGCUGCACAUAAGAUACUCGAAUUCGACUCUGAUGGAUCAGAUGCUGCAGCACUUGCUGUAGAGAGUGACUCGGAACCCGAGACCCCAUCACGCCACUCUGGAUUACGAGACCCAAUGCGUAGUGCAGGGACAGGUGUACCGGAGUACACAGAAGAGAUAUCAUCGCCCUCACUUGAAGAUGGCAUGCUGCUACGAGAUCGUCCGAGGAAAACUACAUUUCAUGACGCCGUAGCUGAGAGGCAGCUAACACAGACUGACGCGAAGCUUUUUUACCAAAGAAGCCAACUGGACCAACUGAAGACGGAAGGGAGCAACUGGAGCCAUACUCAAGCAGCUACCCCUAACGGAAGCCCUGUAGCCUCCGUGGGCCUAGCAGCGAUAAAGCCGACUCUCGAGACUUCUCUCACCCGUUCUCAUUCCAACUUGGGCGCCACUCCGAGCUCUACGCCUUUACCUUCAGCUAUCCAAAGUUACAACUUCCCCCAUAUUGCAGGUUCGUCUACUAGUCCCCAUAGCCUUGACAUAGCUCCACGUACGGCUACACGGCCAUCCCUGGGAGGGCAUGUUGGUCACCAGCCAACUAGCCACCCACGAAGCGAUGCUCCCCAGGACCGGCCUGGAUCUAGCUUGCAGCCUGAUAUGGGGCUUCCAGAGGGAGCAUCGUCCAACAUUCCGAGCGGCGUCGGCAGCAGUGACCCCCAUAUUGUGGCAGAACUAAGUACUAUCUUCCGAAAUAUACAAAAGAUUUUAGAUAUCCGUCAUAGAUACAUACGUUUGUCCCUGCAACGAGAUGGCGACAAUCCCAAGGACGACUCAAGCUGGGAUAUCUAUCCUCCACCGCCAGAGCCUGCCUGGGUUGGACCCAAUAUGAACCAGGAUAGCCAUGGCCCCAAUACCGGAAGUAACAGUAUGAGCAACAGCACAGUUCUGCCUACCCAAGCUAACGCGCAACGUCCUCAUGAUCUCGGAACUAUGAUUGCAGACGCUGAACCUAAGAGAACGCCUAGGAAGCGUAAGCCGGGUCAUGAUAUUGGAGAGGAUUUUGAUAUGGAAGACCUACCCCUUCCCCAAGCAAGUGAGCUCGUAUUUCGCCUUGACGAGAAUGGCGUUUACCAGGUGUAUGAAACGGACGCUGCGAACAAAGCCAACACUCCAGUGGUGGGUGUCCCCACGAUCAAGGACUUCUAUAUGGACCUUGAAGAAAUUCUGUCCACGUCGUCCGACGGGCCAAGCAAGAGUUUCGCCUUCCGACGGCUUCAAUAUCUAGAGGGGAAAUUCAACCUGUACACUCUUCUAAACGAGUACCAAGAGACUGCAGACACCAAGAGGGUUCCUCAUCGGGAUUUCUACAACGUGAGAAAGGUCGAUACGCAUGUUCAUCAUUCUGCCUGCAUGAACCAGAAGCAUCUCCUGCGGUUUAUCAAAAGCAAGAUGAAGAAAUGUCCAGAUGAAUACGUGCUCUUUCGGGAUGGCAAGAACCUCACACUUAGGGAGGUGUUUGAGAGUAUCAACCUGACCGCGUACGAUCUCAGUAUUGAUACAUUGGACAUGCAUGCGCACACCGAUUCCUUCCAUCGAUUUGAUAAGUUCAAUUUAAAGUACAAUCCUAUCGGAGAAUCACGACUACGGACCAUCUUUCUCAAGACAGAUAAUUUCAUCCAGGGUCGCUAUCUGGCAGAGAUCACAAAGGAAGUCAUCUCCGACCUUGAGUCCAGUAAGUACCAGAUGGUAGAAUGGCGAAUCUCAAUAUACGGGAGGUCUCUAGAUGAGUGGGACAAGCUCGCCGCGUGGGUAGUCGAUAACAAGUUAUUUUCACCCAAUGUUCGCUGGCUUAUACAGAUCCCACGACUCUAUGAUGUCUUUAAGGCUACCAACUUGAUGGACUCCUUCGAACAGAUUGUCAAAAACGUCUUCCAGCCGCUCUUCGAAGUUACAAAAAACCCAGAGAGUCACCCGAAACUUCAUGUCUUCCUGCAGCGAGUGAUUGGAUUUGAUAGCGUGGAUGACGAGAGCAAGGUCGAACGCCGGCUGUACAGGAAAUUUCCCGUCCCAAAGGAGUGGAAUUCCAAACAGAACCCCCCAUACAGCUACUGGAUCUACUAUGUCUUUGCUAACAUGACCUCGCUCAAUUUCUGGCGUCGCCAACGUGGUUUUAACACGUUUCUACUCCGACCGCACUGCGGGGAGGCAGGCGAUAGCGAACAUUUGGCUGUCGCUUUAUUGUGCAGCCAUAGUAUUAGCCACGGUUUACUCUUGAGAAAGGUGCCUCUCCUGCAGUAUAUAUUUUAUCUGGAGCAGAUCGGUAUCGCCAUGUCCCCGCUUAGUAACAAUGCGCUUUUCCUGGCCUACGAGAGAAACCCGUUUCACCAAUAUUUCAGACGUGGCUUGAACGUUUCACUUUCCACCGAUGAUCCUCUUCAAUUUGCGUUCACCAAAGAGCCGCUGAUGGAAGAAUAUGCUGUCGCUGCACAGAUAUACAAGCUAAGCCCGGUAGAUAUGUGCGAGCUAGCGAAAAAUUCGGUGAAGCAGAGCGGCUACGAGUAUUCUAUCAAGCAACAAUGGCUGGGAGAAAAGUUCAAUCUUCCAGGAAAGGAUGGAAAUAGCAUGGUGAAGACUAAUGUGCCAGAUCGAAGAGAGGAGUUUAGGCACCACACGUGGGUUGAAGAGCAUCGAAUGAUUUCAAGCUACACAUCUACAACUGAACUGCACGAAGUACUUGACCAUCAUCUGGCGGCUGUACCGAGUCUCAAUCCGGCCUCACCGACCUCGUCCCUCAAGACGAACGUCGCAAGCGGGAUCACCACGGGCGAUUCUAAAUCUCACACCUACAUCAACAUCAAGGAUCUAGAGGGCCAACUGCCGCGUUCGAGAUCUCAGGCGGAAAUUAGUGGCUCUCAUCUCGACUCUCAUGCUGAUGACUUACACGACACACACCUCUCUAGCCAUGAGCCUAGGUAUAUCCCUGGGAUGAUGGCAAGAGCCUCGAGGCACGGUAGUAUGCACCGUAGCUCAGUCCACGAAAGCGAAGACGUAAUUUCCCCUCGUGGUACUCCUAAGAAUAAUACUGGGAGGGAAGAAUCAAGUUAGGUUCCGAAUUUGAACGGCAACACGAGCGGACGUGAUGAAUUUUGCAAACGACGAAAGUCUAGCAUUGACCUCUUAAGUUUUCCCGGAGACAAUAUAGAUUUAGAUAUAUGGGCCCUGGUAGUUUAAUGAUAGUAUCUUCUUACAUACAUGAAUGUAUGUGGUGGUUACGUAGGUACGUAGAUAUUUAAUGGUCCGGUGAUCCUUUUCAAAACUCUUUUCGAGAUGCAUAUAACUAUGGGUAGUAUAACUGUAUAU